CCGUCAGGAAACCACAGGCAGCCACAUUGCUCUCUUGAGUCACCGAGUACUCUUGGACACGCUCUCACACUCAUCAGUCACACACACAUGCACACACUCCACAGCCUGGCAGCCCGCACAGCCAGCACACUCCAGGAUGACAUACUGAAACACUGCAAGGCAUUCUCACCAGUUUGUUAGAAUUGCAAGUGUAACCAUGCCCAUUCUGAAGAAGCUUCCGGGAAGGUCCAAGAGCUGCCAUGAGUUCCCCAGAGUGAACGGUGAACUGAUCCUGCCCCGGUCCCUGGACUUGGACCUCAGGGACUUGAAUCAUCUCAAUGAUCUCAAGGAGCUGAACGACCUGAAAGAGCUGAACAAGAACCUUAACCCAUUUGAGGAUGUGGACCUGGAUGAGGAUGAGAGAAAGGGGGGCGACAUGGGCCUCAUCAUGGGGGAGGUCAGGGGUAACCUCCAGCUCAGGUCCUCCCGUGAUGGUGAAGAGGAGGAAAACGAGGUGAACGCAGAAAGACAUGGAGCAGGGAAUCCUAAAGGGAGGCCCCUCAGGGGGACCCUGGAGCGGAUCUGUGGGGUGUCGCCCCUCAAAACCCUUGGAAAACUGGGGAAAGGGCUGCGCAUAUCAGGACGCAAUGUUUGGGGGAACAACACUCCUCACUACAGUCCUGGAGACUCAAAUACUCUCCCGCCAGAGAGGGAGAAAAGGAAAGGACUGCGCCGAGGCUCCGAAGGAAUUAUGACCCUGCUCCGCUUCACAGGUCGACGCAAGGAGGAGCGCAGAGAGAGCCUGCCCUGCGGAAACCUGUGCACGGACAGCGAGGCGGAGGCUUCCAGGCGGCCCUCCUUCCUCAGGAUGGUCAGUCUGGGCAAGCUGAAGAGGGAAUCCAUGUCAGACAAGGCAUCCCAAGAGACUGAGGAGGAAUCAGUGGAGGAGGAGCCAGUGGUGAAAACCAGAGAGCCCCUCUCAGUACUGGAGAUCCUACAGCUGGUCAACAACAGGGACCUUCUCCUGGCCGACACACACAUUCAGGAACUGGAGCGAGAGUGUGAGCUGCUGUCCCUCCUGCCGACUACAACUAGUCCCAUCCACACUCCCACCCUCUGCCCCAGCCCCCCUCCCUCCGUGAUCCCCUUAUCGUGCUCAUCCUUAGAUGAAGCCCUCAGCUCCAAUGCAACCCUGGACUCGAGCAGGCGGAAGGCGAAGGACGUGGAGCUGCUGUAUGAGGCCCUGCAGAAGGAGAUGUGGGACGUGGUGCGGGAGUCCCUCCGCCAGCCAAGCGCUGGUCCCAACCUUGGACUGGUGGUGCUGGUGAUCCAACAGGAGGAGCAUGCUGAUGCUGUCUGGGCCCAGAGAGAGCACACCAAGCUAGAGCGAGAGAACCCUCAGAGUCAGCCAAGCCACCGUCCCCGGCGACUGAAGACGAAGUGGAGGCAGGCAGUGGCGGAGGCUGCAGACUGGAGCCUGCCACAUCAGGUCGACACCCAGGCAGGCCAGCUGGCCUCUUACCUUGAGCGCCUGAGGAACCGGAUGGUGGAUGACCUGGAUGCUGCGAGGAGGAACGCUGUGUCCAUUUACCCAGAGGAAUUCGCUGCCUUCCAGGUGUACGUGGAAAGUUACCAUCGAGGGGUGGCCAAACGCCUUCGAACCAUCACCAGCGGCCCGCUGCAGGUCACUGACGUCUACUCACUGCUUGACUGGUUCUACAACAUCUACAACAGGGAUGUCCUUGGAACCAUUGGCACCACCACACCAAUCAGCUAUAAUUCACUGGAACCCAUUCUGCCUCAAGACACUGUGGACAGACUGGAGCAAGACUGCAUCAGUAUCGUCAGGGAGAAUGUGACAACGGAGCUGAUUCAGGUUCUGGAUGAAGAAGAGAGGCGAUGGGCCCAGACUCUGCACAUAGAAGAGUAUCAGUCCCACUUGGCACGCUCAGUCAUCCAGAGGCUGAAGGUGGACUUGGACAGAUCCACAUCUGUGAACCAGUUUCUUGGGGCGAGAGUGGCACGCUGUAGUCUGAUCGGACUGGCUGACUUUCUCUACAAUUUCCAGAGAAAGGUAGAGAUGUUUCAUGACACUCAGGCAGAAUUUGGAGACCGAGGGGAUGGAUAUGUUUCCAGGACCAUAGCUCUGGUCAACUGCUGCCCUCCUCUCAGGUCCUUGGUGGAGCGCUGCAGGCAGUGUGACCCACAGGGCAGCGAGGAGUCGGCACAGAGAGCCAACUCCUCACUGGACAGGAUCAUCAACCAGUCGGUGAGGGUGCUGACUGACAGACUGUUUGAGCACAUCCGGCCUUUUUUCGACAAACUGAUAAAGCGAAAAUGGCUGAACAACACUGAGGCCUUUGAGGCCAUUGAAGCCAGCAUCAAACAACACUUCAAGAAGUUCAGAAGGAUGGACCCUCCACCAUAUCAGACGCUGGUGGGUGAAGUACACCGGCGGGUCCUGGUGGAGUACGUCCGAGCCAUCAUGCGGGGACGGAUCAUCUGCACAUCCUCCAAGAUGAGGAAGAGGAUGGCCUUCCGCCUGCAAGAUGAGGCUAAACAGCUUAAAGGACUCUUUAAGGAUCUGGAAUCAAGCUCAUCCUGGUUGGACAGCAUCAUCAGUCACUUAGCUGACAUAAUUCUCCUGGAGGACACUCCCUCUAUCCAGAUGGAGGUUGCUGUCCUGGUGAAAGAGUUCCCAGAUAUACGGAAGAAGCACGUCUCCACCCUGCUGAACAUAAGGGGGAUGAUGCGGCAGGCAGAGCGCCAGGAGAUCCUCAACAUCGUCAAAGACUUCGAGUGCAGCAAUGCCCUCAUGUGCCGGGACCACGCCCUCUUUUCCGACAUCCCCAUCACCUCGGAGGUGCACUGCAUCAGCCUGGGUCUCCUCCGCCUCGCCAUGACCGUCUCCAACUGGUUCUCAGAGCACCGUCCGAGGCGAAUCCGCCGGACGAGUGCCAGAAACGCACCUCAUAACGCCGAGGGCCAGAAAAUGGAGGAGAUGAACAAACUUCACAGAGAAGGCUAGCCGUUGGUGUUUGUGUUAGGAGAGCACUCACAGACGUACAGUGAAGAUACUGAUGAGAUGUACAUGCACCUUGACCAGAAAAAACUGAUUGUACCAAAUAUUGUCACCAGCCACUUAAAGAAACUUGACUCCAGGUACUCCUCGUACUGUACACGCUCACAGACUUAAGAACAUUUCUCCAUCUCCAGAUGUGCAUUUUUAAUGGAAAUGUGAAACAGACUGUGUAUCGUAAUAGCUCACCAUGAUUUGUAGUAAUUUUUAGUUGAUCUACACAUCCACAGAAGUAAACAAGUGGUAGCAAAUAUCCUCAAUAUGUAACUUCUUCAGUUUUUUGUUUUUUUUUUGUUGCCUUUUAUUCCCCCAUAUCCAGUGUUGGGCAGUUACUGAGUAAUGUGUCACUUUCCCCAGUAGUAGAGUAGUGAAGGGAUUCCAAUUUCCAAAUCAGCGAUUAUAUUACAGUUUGUAAUUUUGUUAUGUAACUCUGCAUUACUGGGUCACCUGAAUGCAAUUAGUUUUUGUCUUAGGUAGGUUUUCUUGUGCACGGCAGGUAAGGGAAGGUCAAGUUGGCCUACUAGCCAAAAAAGCUGAAUGGAGGCUGGAGGAUGAGGGAGAGAGGUAUGUCUCAGUGAGUUUGUCCCAGUCAGACAUGCAGAGAACAUUGUUGUUUACGCGAGCAGCCAAACGCUUAACCGCAAAAAAAAAAAACAAAAACAACAAAAACAACAUGUAAUUUGCUAAAGCAUCUGAUGCAUUUGAUUUCAGAGCAGGAUACUAUUGUGGAGGGUUGUGAAGAAGCCUGUUGAUGGGUAUAUCGAGGAGAAGAUGUUAUAUAAGUAGUAUAGUAAUAUGACGGGUAAUGUAACAAAUGACUUCUGAUACCAAAUAAUAAGUAAAGUAAUAUUACUUUUUAAUGGAGUAAUAAGUCAAAAGUACACUUCUUGAGUAACCUGCCCAACACUGCCUGCGUCAAAGCAGAAACAACUGCUAGCAGAUGCAAUGCAAUAUGAUGUUUUGCUGUUUAGCAUGUAUUUACCCAACCAUAUAUAUACCCACUCUCUGGUAUAUCGUCGAUAUGUAUGUGAGGAUAUAGUGUUUGGAAAUGUAAAUGUGUUGAACUCUCACUGUGAAUGAAGUGGAUCUGUUGCUGGAAAUGUAAUAAAAACCCAUUGACUGGGUAGACUGAACGGA
Acanthopagrus latus (yellowfin seabream) is the source of this 4195-nucleotide messenger RNA. RefSeq names its product exocyst complex component 3-like 2a (gene exoc3l2a). The transcript is spliced from 13 exons. Gene Ontology annotation, molecular function: SNARE binding. The record is from RefSeq and is a predicted model, not a curated record. Gene Ontology annotation, cellular component: exocyst. Bases 197 to 3007 code for a protein of 936 amino acids. Gene Ontology annotation, biological process: exocytosis; exocyst localization. NCBI's taxonomy places the organism in Eukaryota, Metazoa, Chordata, Actinopteri, Spariformes, Sparidae.